Molecule: messenger RNA, 333 nt
Organism: Metarhizium robertsii ARSEF 23
Lineage: Eukaryota; Fungi; Ascomycota; Sordariomycetes; Hypocreales; Clavicipitaceae
Exons: 2
Coding region: 1-333 (110 amino acids)
Source: RefSeq, a predicted model, not a curated record
AUGGAGUGGGCAUCGGCACAAUACCAGAAGCAAAAAGACAUCUGGAUCCCCUGGAUAGAAGACUUGUAUCUCAAGUACUUCACAAGUGAUAACAAAGCAAGCUACACUACGAGAGACAAUCUUGACAAGACCAAGGUAACUGGCAAUGAGCAGGUCGACAAGCUGCAAGAUGGCGUUCAUGGACUUGUUGCCGGCCAGCUUGGUCAGGGCGGCCUCGCCCAGCCCGUCGGCGAUCUUGUUUCGAAACAAGGGAUAAACAGAGCCGAGAGACAGGGUGUUGACGAGGAGGGCAAAUAUCUACCAAAGCCGGGGGAUGCUCUGGCUGGGAAAUGA